This is a messenger RNA of Abrus precatorius (Indian licorice), 5865 nucleotides long. RefSeq lists its product as uncharacterized. Bases 370 to 4443 code for a protein of 1357 amino acids. NCBI's taxonomy places the organism in Eukaryota, Viridiplantae, Streptophyta, Magnoliopsida, Fabales, Fabaceae. The transcript is spliced from 4 exons. The record is from RefSeq and is a predicted model, not a curated record.
GCUUUCUAUCCUUUUCAUUUUUUUUUUCUUUUUUCCCUUUCUCCUUCACCUUCAAUCUUCCUCUUUCUCUUCUUUUCUUGCCGCCCCACACUCUCUUUGUCAAACCAUCAAAUACACAUAGCCAAUGCCAUAACACACACGUUCAGCUUCCUAUAGCUCCUGUUUUCCUCAUAAAGUAAACAAAAGAAGAAACAUAGAAAAGCAGAGGAUUCCCAAUUAUCCUUUGUCUUCUUUUAUUUCCACAAUCAUAUCUGGGAUUAGAUUGAUCAUUGUGAUUCUCUGGGAUUUAUUUUGAUUCAUGUUGAGGUUUUAAUUAGUGGGAGAGUUAUCAAGUGAGAGACAGAGAAAGAGAAAGAGAAAGAGAGGAAGAUGGGAUCAGAAAUUGGGAUCAAAAUAAGGAAACUUGUUGUGAUUUCAAUCGGAGGUGGUUACGGAUCAGUUUGCAACCAUCCAUUCCUUGUGGGUUUUAUUGGUUUCUUGCUUUUGUUGUACAAAUAUUUUCCUUUUCUAUUUUCUGUUUUGGUGUCUGCAUCCCCUGUUUUGGUCUGCACUGCUGUUCUGCUUGGGACCCUUCUCAGUUUUGGGCAAUCAAAUGUGCCCGAAGUUGAAAAGGAAGAGAAAGUUACUCAUGGCAUUUCGUCCUUCCAAACUGGGUUUUCCGAGGGUGACAUUGUUUUUGCUGACAGAGAUGAGAGCUAUUUUGUGAAAGGAUAUUCAGAAAAUAAGAGUGAUGUAGAAGAGAGCGGCAUUGAUGAAGCAAGUUUGGUGAGUGAGAAGGAUAAUAGGGGGGAGGAAGAUCACGGCUUGCUUUCUGACGUGCCUCCCAAUGAGGAAAACUUGCAGGAUAUUCAGCCUGAGAAGCAAGAAAAAGGGGAAGUUGAAAGGGAGUUCCAUAGUUUUGAGUUGGGGAAGAGCAGGGAAGUUCAUGAGGAGAACCUAAGGUCUGAAAUUGUUUCGAGUGAUGAUGAAGCUAUUGAGAAACAAUAUGUCUUGGUUCAAAAAGUUAAUGAUGAUAUUAUUGAAAUUGAGAAUGAGAAAACUCCAGGAGAUCCCAUUGACUUUUCGGCCAGUUCAUCUUGGAAACAGGAGGAGAACGAUGAUGAGGAGGAGGAUGAAUCUGUGGAGUCAGGGUCUGAUGGGGCAGAGAGCUCUUCACCUGAUGCUUCCAUGGCUGACAUCAUUCCAAUGCUUGAUGAACUCCACCCUCUUUUAGAUGUAGAUGCCCCACAGCCGGCUCAUGUGUCCCGUGAUGGUUCUGAUUCUGCAUCUGAUAAGUCUCAAAAAAGUGAUGAUGACAGUGUUGAAUCAGAUGAUGAAUCUGAAAACCACUGUGACGUGGAAGUAGAUGAUAUUGAUGAACGCGAUGAUGAAGAGGAAGAAGUGGAGGGUGGCAAAGAGGAUGAAAGUAAGUCUGCUAUCAAGUGGACAGAGGAUGACCAAAAGAAUCUUAUGGAUCUGGGAAAUUUAGAACUAGAAAGGAAUAAACGGUUGGAGCAUCUUAUUGCUAGGAGAAGAGCAAGGAGAUUGAUGACAGAGAAGAAUCUAAUAGACUUAGAUGGUGCUGAUCUUCCCUGUAACAUUCCACCUAUUACUACAACCAGGUGUAACCCGUUUGAUUUCCCUGAUGACUCCUAUGCUGCCAUGGGGUUACCACCCAUUCCUGGUUCUGCUCCAUCUAUUCUACAGCCUAGACGAAACCCCUUUGAUAUUCCGUAUGACUCAAAUGAAGAAAAACCUGAUCUUAAGGGGGACAGUUUUCAACAAGAGUUCACGGUGUUUAAUCAAAAAGAUGCCUUUUUUCGGCGGCAUGAAAGUUUCAGCAUCGGAACAUCAGUAUUGGGGAUAUCCAGGCAUGAGAGGUAUGAUUGGAAACCCGUCUUUAUAUCUGAAAGGGUGGCUUCAGAGGGAACAAGCUAUUCUUCAUUUCAGAGGCAAUCCAGUGAAGUAAGUGAUUCAAAGUUGAGUUCUGUUCCAGAUACUGAAUCUGUGAGCUCAAUUGAUCAGGAUGACAGGAAAUUCAGUGAACAAGACCUUUCUCAAGAGACUGAGUUAAUAUCUAACAUUGAUCAUGCUUCUGAUAAUGCUGAACAUGGAAGCCAAUCCUCUGGAGAAAAUGAUUCUGUGGAGAUGAUACAAGCUGAGGAGAGUGAUGUUCACCAUGAUGAAGUUGAAAUAGUGCUGGGUGGGGUGGAGAAUCCUUCGGAGAUGGAAUUCUAUCCUGAAACAGGAGAGGUUGAAACCCAUGAGCAAUUUGAUGCAGGGGAUACACAAUUGAGAAGAGAACCAAGUGAUGAGGAGAGCAGCAGCAGUAGAUCAAGCCAUUCAUCUGUAUCAGAAGUAAUUGACAACAUACCAGAUGAAAAAAUGGAAAGAGAGUCAAAUUCACAGCAAGUAGAUGAUCAUAUCUCAGAAUCUAGAAUUUCAACACAAGCUUCAACGGAGGAAUCAAACCUCCAUCAUGUAAGUGAAGUGGAAGACAAUCAACACGUAGAACCUGUUUAUGAUUCUAGUCCACCUCCUUCUGAAAAGCUCCAAUCUUUUCCUUCAGUAUCUUCUUUUGAUUCUGCAGUGGAGAUUUCCGAGGGGGCAUUGCCUUCUGCUUCAGUAAAAACGACUGCUAAUGUGGCAGAUAAAGAGUCUGAAGUGCAAGAUCACAAAGUGCAAGAUAAUGCUUCUGGUCCUGAAAAUACCGAAGCGGCCUCUUCUGAAUUACAUGUGGAAGCCAAAAGUGAAUGGAGGUCUGAGAAAUCUGAAGAUAUAAAUAAUGUCACUGCAAAUGAGUCAUCUGCAGUUGCCCCAAAUUUUGUUGAUCAGAAUGGAUCUACAAUGGCUGAGCCUCAGGUUGUCCCUGUUUCCACAGAUUCAAAUUUGUCUUUGGAUAUUGGAUUAAUAAAGGAUGUGACUAAUUCAGGCUUAGUUCAUGGACAGGAUCUAGCUGACCACAUACACACUGACUCUGAAAUUUGUCAUCAAGACACUGUAGAUUCUUCAGAUUCAAACUAUCAAAUGGCUUCUGAAAAGUCACAUCUAUCAGAUAAUGAAUCCGUGGAGGAAGGUGCCCUGCCUAAUGAAAUAUCAAGAUUUCAUAAUGCAAAUAUGUCUGUGUCAGUCCAAGAUGCAAGUGAAAUACCAGAUUCGGUGGCCUCUGAUGCCCACCAUAUUUCUUCUAAUGGUUCAUCUAUGCCUGCUGCACAGGAUUUACAGCUUCCACCAGCAGCAGGGCAAGUACCAGUGGUCCAUCCUGUUCUACCUUCGGAAGAAACUGAACAUAUAGAGAAAAUUUCAUCAAGUAACAAUGACAUUCAGAUUCAACAGGAUACAGUUUUCUUGUCAAGUCCCAUGGAGCAAGGUAACACUGAAAUCCACCAAGAUUUGGAUAAGAAUAUGGUGGUCUUCACUUCCAAUAAUCAACAUGAAAUUGAUGUGAAGUCUCCGUCUAACAUGGAGAAUCAGCUGUCAAGCUCUGAUAAAUUAGUGGUUGCACAAUCUUCCAGUGAUCAUGAUCAAAGUCAGAGUUCUAAUGCUAUCCAGGUUGAAUCUGCACAGGAUUUUGGCACUUCCAAUGAUCAAGCUGGAGAAUGGCAUGGUGUGACCGAUAAAUUUCCUCUAAGCAUCUCUUCUGUGACCUCAGAAAAAUAUGAGACUCCUGAAUUCAGUUCACCCUCUAGCAAAGUGGAUUUGGAAGUUGAUAGGCAUGGAGAAGUUAAAAAUGAGUACCAAAAUGAAGCCCCAGAAAACUUGGUUCCUUCAGAAGGGGACUUCAUGUCUCAGUUUACUGAAGAAAACAUCGAUGAAUUAGAUGAUAUGAAGGAAAUUGAUGAAGGAUUCUUGUCAGAAUUGGACACUGUUGGGGAUUUUAGUGUCAGUGAUGCCGGUGCAUCACUGCAUACUGACAUUGAACAUGAGAAAACUAGAGAUGAUCAACUUAGUUCACUUCAUACGGAUGUAAAGAUAGCAGAGGUUGAGCAGGAUGUCCCAGUUCUUGAAGCAAGAUCACUUGACGAUAUUAACUUGGCUUUUAAGCAACUUCAAGAAGGAGUAGAUGUUAAAGAGGUAAUCCUUCCAAGUACGAUUAAGGAUCAGCUUGUUAGUGAUGAAUCUAAAGAUAAAGAUCACCUUGAAGUUAAUUCAGACCUACAAGUUGUUGAAGCUAGAUCACUUGAAGAUAUUAAUAUUGCUUUAAAGCAAGUCUCCGAAGAUAACCAAAGGGAGCUGUCAAAUCCUUUGGAUUUGAAAGAGACUUCAGUCAAAGUGGAAUCAAAUGAAGUUGGCUCGGCCAAGGUGAAUGAAUCAUCUGAUGUGGCAACCGGUUCUGAGGAAAUUAGCAGAACUACAGUGGAUAAAUUGGAAGAUAUACCCAUUAGGAGCUCCGGUAAAAAGGCAAAGUCUCACAGUAGGAAAUCUAGUUCCAGCUCCAGCUCGAGCUCGAGUGAUUCUGAUUGAUUCUGAGGUCACUUUGAGCAAGAUUGUAAGUUUCUUAUUUAUGUUGUUUCAUUUUUUCUUCAGUGAUGGGAUUUUGGGUAUCUAGCCGUGGCACCAUCAUGUCUUGGCUAAUUGAUAGUAGUCAGGUCAGGUUUCUUAAAUUUUGUUGGAUUGGUUUCUUCAAGAAUGAGUUUUUUGGUUUUAUUUCUUGAAGCGUGCAGUUUUGUUCAAUUUUACCCCGAGUGUGAGCAAUUUGGCAUAUAUAGGAUGAGAUUUUAUUUCCGACUUGUGCACAUUGUGUAAUCCAAAAAACAAGGAUUAUUGUACAUUAUACUUCGAUUGUAGAAAUGGUGAUUGGACUUGUUUGUGUAUAUAGUAAGCAGUUCUUUUUUUUUUAUGGCUUCUUAUUUCUUCACCUUUACAUCAAUAAUCACUUUUCUGUCCAAGAAAAAAUAUCAUUAUAUCAAUAAUUAUAAUCUGUUUAGUUAAUGGAGCAAUGGAGAAUGUAAUUGUAGUUGUCAAUUUUGGCUUUAUGCCUCUAUUGACCAAAUCAAUUGGAUACUUAUUGGUGAAUAAUGAGGACUCCAUCGAGCUUGUGUAUAAAUAUUUACUGCAUUUUCCCAUCAAGUCCCGAAUUUUCUUCAUCUUAUUAGUAUGUGCCUGGGAUACACGUUAGUCAAGCUAUUAUUAAGACACGUUCCAAAGUCCAUAAGGUACUCGAUAUAGCGUUCAAUUGACAUACGUACAUGGGACCAAAAACAAAACCCUUGUUAGUCGCUAAAAUGUAGCUAGCACGUUGGAUUUGAUGCCUCUUUGAAACGAUUUUAUACUUGGUUUUGGUUAUCCUAAUUUUAGACCCCCAAAUGUUUUGGCAUUUCUAGUUGUUUGAUAUAUCAGCUCUGGAUAUCUAGUUCUUUUGGGACAUUCUAGAAUGAUUUCUAUACAAUUCUUACCAAGUUCCAGCAUCGCGUGGCGUUUAAAUGAAAAAAAGGUUUGACAAAAGGAUACCAGAACGCUUAGAGAACCAUUUUUUCAUAGACUGAACCCUUUCAGUUUCAAAAAUCUCCUUCCAUGGCUUCUUCCAUCAUUUGGACCAGAUUGCAGUUGUUUAGAAAUUAGAAUCUUUUAUGGUCCCGAAUUUAUAAUUUUCUUCUGUACACUAUGCAGAUAAUGGUUUGGGUUCCUAUAUCAUCUAAUAUCCAUGCAAUUGGCAAAAGGUGAAAAAUUCAUGUCCUCUAAUUUUCAUGCAGUUCGCUUUGCCCUUCACAAGGUGAGAAAAAAAUGUAAAAAGAGGGCAAAUAAGACAUGAAAAAGAUCUUGUAAAUUUAUUGUUACAAAAGAAACAAAUAGUUAAAAGAGCAUCAUAAACACACCAAUUCAAAUCUUUACAACUACCAGAAUGUUUCCUCAAUGGCAUUAAUAAAAGAAUCAUCAAUACUUGGA